AUGCAGUUGCCCACGACCCCCACGACCCCCACGACCCUGGCUCUAGCCAUAUCUCUAGCAACGAGCAUCGCCGGAGCCGCCGCCCAGCCCAGCACCGCCAACGCCGACGUCGUCGAGCUACAGGGCCGACACCCCAACGGCAGCCUCGUGCCCGUGCGGGUAUCAACCGCAUACACGCGUAGCAACCCCGACCCCAACACCAAAAAGCUCGCGUCCCGCGCCUUCAACAAGGGCUGGACGGCCGACGGCCAGCAGCACGACCUCUGCGGCGCGGUAGUCUUCGAGGACCUCUCGCCCUUCGACGCGGGCGUCAGCGCGCCGCACACGCCGGCGCGCAUCGACGACUGCAAGGCCGUGGCGGCGGCGCUGCAGGUGCAAAGUUCGCUACUGGGGGGCUGGUUCAACAUCAGCGGCGCGGGCUACUCGCUGGCAUCGGGGCUCGGCGUGGUGGCCGAGGGGGGCGCGUGCAAGCUGGGCGUGUGGCGCGAGGACGGCCGCGAGGACUCCUUCGGCAUUGGCGACACGGACGUCGUCGACGUGCUGACGUCGGCCUGGAAACAGUACGGCAGGCCCGACGGCAACGUGCAUGUCGUGGGCGAGGGCCCCUGUGGGCCCGUCUGGUUCGGCUUCGAGAUCUAUGGCGGUGAUAACCCGGCUCCGCCAGAUGAUUCGUAG
Molecule: messenger RNA, 675 nt
Organism: Anthostomella pinea
Lineage: Eukaryota; Fungi; Ascomycota; Sordariomycetes; Xylariales; Xylariaceae
Source: the annotation of a GenBank genome assembly